AUGCUGUCGGGGGAGGAGAUUCUGUGCAGCACGCGGCAAGUGAUAGCGGGCCUGGAGGCGCUGCGCGGCGAGAACCACACCCUCCUGGACAACCUGCAGGAGGUGCUGGAGGGCCGGCCGGUGGCCGAGAGUGGCAGUGUGGAGCAGGAGAAGAGUGGCAUCAUCCGCCAGUCUCUGGAGAGGAUAGAGCUGGGCCUGGGAGAGGCACAGGUGGGGUCAUACUGGAGAUAGCAGAAUGCAUGAAGACCGCAGAAUGGGUGAAGUUGUAUUUUGACUGUAUUGGAUCUGUACAUGUUUAUAUACACACCUACUUCACUCUCUUCCUCUUUCACUCUCUCUCUCCUCUCUCUCUCUUUCUUUCCCUCUCCCUCCUCCUCCCCAGGUGAUGAUGGCUCUGUCGGCCCACCUGGGCUCCCUGGAGGCGGAGAAGCAGAAGCUGCGGACCCAGGUACGGAGGCUGUGCCAAGAAAACCAGUGGCUGAGGGACGAGCUGGCCAGGGCCCAGCAGAGGCUGCAGGACAGGGAGCAGGAGGUGGUCACCCUGGAGGAGCAGAACAGACACCUGCAGUUCAUGAGCAGCAUCCGCAAGUACGACCAGGAGGAGCCCCCACCGGUAUGUCACAGACCACCACAACCAGGGUCGUAUUCAUUAGGCACCAAACGGGGAAAAAAACAGACUGAUACAGUGAGGAACUACCAAAACUGCUCAUAUUCGCUUUCCAAUGCAAAAUGUUUCGCUAUGGUGUACCCUAAUGAAUAUGACCCAGUACAUGGUGCAUGUGUUUGCCACAGCUUUUAUGUUAUUACUAAAGCUAAGCUGUUGGUGGCUUACCAGAACAGGUUGCUAUGUGUUUCUCUGUAUAGUUCAAAUAGGCACUCCCCUCAGCUCUGUACCAUCAAUCUAGUUAUGUUUUCUAUGUCAACAGGAUGACAAAGAAACAGGCUCCACCAAGGAAUCCCUAGAUGACCUUUUUCCCACGGACGAGGAGGAACAGUCACAGAGUACGUGCACUCGUCAAAUGAGCCGGAUAUUCUUGUCUGGCUAUCUGCUGUGCAGACGAGCUAUGCAUGUAUGUGUGUCGGUGUCUCGAUGUGACUCUCUGUGUUGUAAAGUCCGUCACUCGCUGUGUGUUUGUGUGUUUAUGUACAAUAUCUUUUUUGGAGUAUGUCUAUGUACAAUAUAUUUGUGAGUGAGUAUGUGUCUAUGUAUGUUUAUGUUCAUGUUUGUGUGUGUGUGUGUAUGAAUGACUCUCUCUACCCCCUCUUGUGUCCUCCUGUCCCCCAGUAUCUCAGCCCCAUGGUAGUAGUGCGGUGGCAGCGGCCCAGCAGGGAGGCUAUGAGAUCCCGGCCCGCCUGAGGACCCUCCACAACCUGGUGAUCCAGUACGCCUCCCAGGGCCGCUAUGAGGUAGCCGUGCCCCUCUGUAAACAGGCCUUGGAGGACCUGGAGAAGUCCUCGGGCCACAGCCACCCUGACGUGGCCACCAUGCUCAACAUACUGGCCCUGGUCUACAGGUGAGUGGAGCCACGUUAGCCUAGCAUAGCUUCCAUGCUAGGUCUUACUGUGGGGGAUUUCCAUAGUGUGGCUAGUUAUGUUAGCCGUAUGCUAAAGGCUGUUUCGCUCUUCUCUGCAGAGACCAGAACAAGUACAAAGAGGCGGCUAACCUCCUGAAUGACGCAUUGGCCAUUCGGGAGAAGACCCUGGGCAUAGAUCACCCUGCGGUAUGUUCCUCUAUAGUCUAUAGUGAAGUUCAAGGGUCACCAAAAUGGACAAAACAAGAAGUCUAAACCAUGCAUAGCUAAUGGUUUUCCCUAGCACAGUGGAAAAUCAGCUACAGUAUGUAACCAGUGGUGUAGUGUAGGGUACAAGUUUUUUGCCCAACAGUUUACCCACCUUUUGCGGAAGAACGAUUGGAAGUAUAGGGAGCGUUUCUUUUUUCACCACGACCGGCGAUCAAAGUUUUCCCACCUAUUGUUUUUACUACUGCAUCACUGUAUUUAAUUAACAGUACUGUAUUUGCUUAUAGGUGGCAGCCACACUCAACAACCUUGCUGUACUGUAUGGAAAGAGAGGGAAGUACAAGGAGGCUGAGCCACUGUGUAAGAGAGCCCUGGAGAUCAGAGAGAAGGUAAUGAACCUAGCAGCACUGUGACUAGAAACCCUGCCCUCUGAUGGGCUAAUGGCAACUCUGAAAGCAUUCUGUAGUACAGCACUGCUACAGUACUAUAUUGUAUUAUCAUUUCUCAUUCAUGCAAGCAAAAAGUUAUAUUACCUAUUACUCGUUACUUCUUUCAACAAUAAAUAGUUCCUUAUUUCUCCCUGGGAAAAGUAAUUUGUUACACUACUCGUUAUAUUACGUUGCGCGUCCUCACUCAAUGUAAACAAUGUCGUGUUUCUAGCAGUGGAGAGGUGUUUCUCGCCUGGGCACAGUUGACAUUUUACUGUAAUAUUCUUGUAAUUUUGUCCUACCAAAUCAAAGAAAUGGGAGUACUUCCGUGCUGAGAAACUCGAUGUUUUAGACGGUUCUGCCAUCUCCCUCACUAAAGCAGUUAGUAGUAGUGUGUGCGAGCGUAAACAGGAACUUGGUGAGAGGACGUCAGACAAACAAUCUGGGGUGGUGGAUAUUUUUUAAUAUUUUGAGCCAUCACAAAUACUUAUUUGGAUCAGUAACUGUAAUAGGAAAUGAAUGAUAACACAAGUAACAACCCAUUAAAAUUUAAAUUGGAACAGUAACUCUUUUAUAUUACUCGUUACCGCAUAAAGUAAUUGAAUUACUGUAACGCGUUAGUUUGUAAUGCGCUACCCCUAACACUGCUUAUUACCCAAACCUGUCUGUUCAUCUCCAUUCACCCCCCCCCCCCCCCCCCCCCCACCCCCCACCCCUCUUGUUGUUGUGGGCAGGUGUUAGGCACGGACCACCCUGACGUGGCAAAGCAGCUGAACAACCUGGCGCUGCUGUGUCAGAACCAGGGAAAGUACCAAGAAGUGGAGCAGUACUACGAGCGUGCCCUGCACAUCUACCAGAGCAGGCUGGGCCCCGACGACGCCAACGUGGCCAAGACCAAGAAUAACCUGGUGAGGGAUGGAGAAUAGGAGAGGGAGAAUGGAGGGAGGGGUAUAAAGGGGGAGUGGACCUGGUUGGCAUGGUCACUGGGCUAGAUGAUACCAUAUUAUGUGUGUGUAUAAUAUGCUAUGAUUGGGUAGAAGUGGGGGACAUUGACCCAAGCUGCAUGUGUGUGUCUAUCUAUCUGAGGUGUGAUAGCGCUAUUUGUGACUCUAGUAUUGCUGUGUUUCUGGCUACAGGCUUCAUGUUACCUGAAACAAGGGAAGUACAGACAAGCUGAGGCUCUGUAUAAAGAGAUCCUGACCCGGGCCCAUGAAAAAGACUUUGGAUCUGUGGAUGGUGAGAGCAAACCCAUAAUAUGAUCUUUGAAACCUGCUCUCUAGGUUCAAUAGCAUUUUUAUCCUAAAAGGGUGUAUAUAUUGGAAUAAAAAAUGUAUCUCAGAUGUACUGUAAACAGCUAAUCGUACUGGAUGAUGCCACUGAUGUGUAUCCUCUAAUGUUGGUGUCUCAGGUGAGGUGCGGGACAUCUGGACCCACACAGAAGAGGAGGGCUCCAUGCAGGAUGGGCUGGGCAGUCUGAAGCGCAGCGGCUCGUUCACCAAGCUCCGCGAGUCGAUACGCAGGAGCAGCGAGAAGCUGGUCAGGAAGCUGAAAGGAGUCGGAACUCAAGAUACCACCCCUCCGACUCCUGGGUAAAGACCAAGUCCUCAUUCUGCAUGUGUUACCUCUCAAAAUGGUGCCCAAUUUGUUACUCUCACUCUCUCUCUUGUUCUCCCUCAGGAUGAAAAGGGCUAAUUCUCUGAAUGUGCUGAACGUGGGUGCGAGGGAGCGGCAAGAAGCGGCAAGGGUGAGCAGCAGUUUCUGGCCUUUUCUGUACAAUAUGAUUGUUAGUGUUUAUUCAUCACCUUUCAUUUUAUGUGCUUCGUAUCCUAAGGCAUUUCUCUGGCUGUGUGUCAUCAAAAUGAAUGUAUAUGUCAUUGUUAUACACAUAGUCAGACUAGUCAAGUGUUUUGUAUGUUCUUCCAGAACCCCAGCAGCCUGACAGAGAACCGAACCCUGAGCUCCAGCACCCAGAGUCUGGCACGGCGAGGGUCCCUCAGCUACACCUCUGAACACUAG
This is a messenger RNA of Coregonus sp. 'balchen', 4183 nucleotides long. Lineage: Eukaryota; Metazoa; Chordata; Actinopteri; Salmoniformes; Salmonidae. The record is from the annotation of a GenBank genome assembly.